CGAGAUUUGAGUUAUCUGCUCUCUGCUAUAUUUGAUUUUCUGUUUUGGGUCCUACCGACUAUUACUCUGUCUCAUCUCAUACUGUAUCUCUGUUUACUUAGUUUAGUUAUCGCCGCUAUUUUCCGUUACAUUGCUAUUUGCGGUUGCGAUCCGCUGCUAUUCAUGUGAUAUUUGUUAAUCUUUAGCGGUGCAUGGCGCCACUACCGCGAAAGAGCGCGACAGCGCUACACAAUCGCUAUUUUGAAGCCCGAUUUAAAAUAAUAAUAAUGAAAGGAGGAGAUGAAGGUCAAGUUGCUACAUGGCAUGCUGUUGCUUCAUGGACAUGGGAUGCCCAAGAUGAAACAUGUGGAAUUUGUAGGAUGGCCUUUGAUGGUUGCUGUUCUGACUGUAAACUCCCUGGGGAUGAUUGCCCGUUGAUUUGGGGAGCAUGCAACCAUGCUUUCCAUCUUCAUUGCAUCCUGAAAUGGGUGAAUUCACAGACUUCUCAAGCACAUUGCCCGAUGUGCCGUCGGGAGUGGCAGUUCAAAGGAUAACCAGCGAAUACAUUCAUAGAUUUACCAAAUUUGAGUUUUGCCUUUUGUUUUAUGCUAUCAUGCUUCAUGUGAAAUGAGCCAACAGUUUGAGCAUCAGCCUUAGUUGUCAAACUCUCUCCCUUUAGGGAAAUGGUUGUUAUUCAGACCCUU
Hibiscus syriacus is the source of this 683-nucleotide messenger RNA. RefSeq names its product anaphase-promoting complex subunit 11-like. The record is from RefSeq and is a predicted model, not a curated record. Lineage: Eukaryota; Viridiplantae; Streptophyta; Magnoliopsida; Malvales; Malvaceae. The transcript is spliced from 5 exons. Gene Ontology annotation, biological process: protein ubiquitination; positive regulation of mitotic metaphase/anaphase transition; anaphase-promoting complex-dependent catabolic process. The coding region runs from base 192 to 533 and encodes 113 amino acids. Gene Ontology annotation, molecular function: zinc ion binding; cullin family protein binding; ubiquitin protein ligase activity. Gene Ontology annotation, cellular component: anaphase-promoting complex; nucleus.